Messenger RNA from Odobenus rosmarus divergens (Pacific walrus), 4256 nucleotides. RefSeq names its product zinc finger protein 518B (gene ZNF518B). Gene Ontology annotation, molecular function: DNA-binding transcription factor activity, RNA polymerase II-specific; RNA polymerase II transcription regulatory region sequence-specific DNA binding. NCBI's taxonomy places the organism in Eukaryota, Metazoa, Chordata, Mammalia, Carnivora, Odobenidae. The coding region runs from base 269 to 3514 and encodes 1081 amino acids. The transcript is spliced from 2 exons. Gene Ontology annotation, biological process: regulation of transcription by RNA polymerase II. The record is from RefSeq and is a predicted model, not a curated record. Gene Ontology annotation, cellular component: nucleus.
GGAGGCGGUGGCCUGCGGCCGGCGGUGUAGACGCCCCUUCCCCGGAGCCGGGAUCCGCCGGCCGGUGUUGCCCAGAAUAUCAGAGAAUUGGGAACGAUCCUAUUUUGGGAUCGUCCACCUACUGUGGUGGUUUAUAAACAAGGAUAACUGACUAUGCCCCCCAGGAAGUCACUGGUUCUCCACCAGUUAUGAAGUUAAAUGAAGGAUGGCCCCUAAGGAUUUUAUCAUGUGAAGUCUUCCUGGAUUUUCUGGCUUUCUCUUUUUAGAAAUGCAAAUAAAGAAGAUGAAGGAUAUUGGACAGCAGUUAUAUACCACGCAAGGGAAUAACGGACAUAAUUCCUUGACCAUGUCACCCAAACAACCGAAUGCUAAUAGAGUGACUCGACCAGAUAGACAAGAAGCGCAAGCUCUUUUGUGUCAAGGCUCAGAGGCCGAGGCUGCCAUGAUGACCAUUGCUACGUGUGCAAAGUGCAAAAGUGUUCACAAAAUCCCGCUUCAAGAUUUGAAAAAGGGUACUGGGCCAAGCCAGAAGGAAGACAAAUAUGUUUGCUUCAAAUGCAGCCUCGGUGUGGCUACUCCCCAUUUUCAUUUUGUGAACAGUAACCCCAGUGCUACUCCUAUAGGAAAUAAAGCCGAAGCCAUCGCUGGUUCCGUUAAUAAAUUUAAGGUAAGGAACUUUAAGCCAGGCAAAUACUAUUGUGAUAAAUGUCGGUUUUCCACAAAGGACCCUCUGCAGUACAAAAAACACACUCUUCAACAUGAAGAGAUUAAAUUCAUCUGUUCUCACUGCAGCUACAUUUCCUACACAAAAGGGGAGUUCCAGAGGCAUCUGGUGAAACACACAGGCAUAUUCCCAUACCAAUGUGAGUACUGUGACUAUGGUGCUAUUAGGAAUGACUACAUUGUCAAACACAGGCGGAGAGUACACGAGCGGGUCGGGGGAAGGCGGCCACCCAAAACUGUUGCCAAGCUGGAGCCAAAAAGAACCAACACAUCGAAACAAAACACAGAGCUCUUAAAACCUCCCAAUCCAAGGACUGCAUUUCCAAAUAAGUUGUCCGAUCAACUCUCAAGGUUCUCCCUCCAUACAAAUAAAGACAAAAUGCACAAUAUUAUGUUGUUGCCUGAAUCAAAGGAGUACCAAAAAGAUGUAGUGUGUAUUCCGAAUAAAGUGACCCUUUCGGAGCCCAACGAGGGCAGUGUGUUUGAGAACCAAAGCGUGGAGGUAGAAGUGUUGUCCCCGGCAAAAGAGCCGGUGCAGCCGGGAAUGCCGUUAACAGUGGUGGCACCAGCAGAACUCGUCGUCCCUGCCAACUGCUUAGCCCAGUUGAUGGAUGUGAAGAUCGUCAACGGGACCCAGCAGCUUGUCCUGAAACUGUUUCCUCUGGAAGAAAGUAACCGCCCUGAAGCUGCUGGGGGUGAAGGGGGUGAUUCUGAGCAUAUGACUAAAGAGAAGGGUUCGGCCAGACCAGGAAAAAUGGUUUCUGCAAGCCAAACGAAGUCCCUGGCGAUGGAAGGGCAUGUUGGGAAACUGACAGGCAUUGAUAAUCUUCAGUCGUCAGUUCAGAAACAACUUAAAAAUGUGAAGUGGGUCAGGUCUUAUGAUUUUUUCAUGUCAAAUUCUAGUGCGCACAACCGUGGAGAAUCCCUCCUCAACCUGGACACAGUUGAGGAUUUCCAGAAAAAAAGUAGUAUGUAUCCACAUAGACCGGCUCUUCCUUCUCUCUCCUUGAAAGGUCAUUCUCCAGCAUCUGUAGCAAAAAACAGUGUUUUCCACAGUCUUGGCACUGCGUCCAACCCUUUCCCUUAUAAAGCUGCUGUUUCUUUGGCUGAAGAUGGAAGGAACCCGCACAGCGACUUGCAGCAGUUACUUCCCCGGGCUGUGUCACCUGCAACCAUGUCCUUCUCUGGAGAAAAGCGCUUGUUGCCUCUAAGUCCCAAUAGCUUGGAAUCCAGAAAGGAGAUCAGUAUUCCUGUAAAAAUGGUUCCCUCUCAUAGGAAGUCGAAAGACAAGCAGAUGGAGGAACCCAAAGCAGUUUCAAAUACAGGCCAGAUUUCCUCUCAACCUAAAAGCGAGUACUUGCACAUAAAUAUAUCAGGAGAAGAUAGAAUCAGGUCUCAGCCACCCAGGGAGGAGCCUUUGGAAUUAAAGAAUCCUGAAAGGACUAAGGACUCUUUCGAUGGUCCAGUCAUUUCAUCAGUAUUUUCUCUGAGCUCUGGGUCUGAAAACGUCCCUGAGGGUGUUAAGUGGAAUAGCUCAACGUCCAAAAUAAAGUCAAUUGAACUCUUGCGCAGAAAGAUAGCUCAGUUAAUUGAAUCCUGUGGCAAGCCAUCAUCUUUGUCUGCAAAUAACGCACAUCGCCGUUCUGUAGGGCAGGCAUCAAAGGGAACUUCGAAAGCUGCUCCUGAAGGUAUUCACGAAAUUAACGUGUCAUUUACUGGCCCUGGCUAUUCCACAGGCACGCUCCCAAAACCUCAGGAUGAUGGUGGUCUUAAUGGGCCGCUCACCCAACAGCAAAUCUAUCCACAGUUUAUAGAAGGCAGCAGUGGGAAAACUGAAAGCAGAGUAACUAAGAACGCCCAUGUUGCUACUCCAGUGUUGAUCCCCAAAGGAGCUGUGUUGAGGGUUCUUAAUUCUUCUGAAGACGCCCACAUUAUAGAGGCAACAUGUGAAGCACCCGUCAGCAUACCUUGCAGUGAGACCCAGUUAAUAAAACCCAUUCCGUUCUGCCCAGUGAGACAGACAGACUCAGACUUACAGUCUUUGACAACUGAAAGCGGGCCAAUAAACAUGUCCCAAAAUCUUGAUAUACCUCUUCGGCCAAAACCAAGAAAAGAGAGUGCUAUUUGUGGCACCAUGCCUAAAAAAACUAGCCCCUGGCACGGGCAGCAAGGAAGCAGUGAACUGAGUAAGCAAGGCAAACUGCUUUCCAGAAGUCUUCCCAUAAGUAAAAAUAAAACCAAACAAGUGAACUCAUCCAAGAAGAAAAGCAAAAUCCAGGCUGAUCCCAGCCACUAUCUCAAGGAUCCUUCAAUUUUUCAGGUUGCAAGACAGCUUCGACUGAUCGCCGCUAAACCAGACCAGUUGAUUAAGUGCCCCCGUCGGAACCAGCCCGUCAUUGUGUUAAACCAUCCUGAUGUUGACUCUCCAGAAGUCUCCAAUGUGAUGAAGGUAAUCAACAAGUACAAAGGCAAUGUCCUCAAAGUCGUCUUAUCGGAGAGGACUAGGUGCCAGUUAGGCAUCAGACGGCAUCACGUUCGCCUGACCUACCGGAACGUGGAGGAGGCCAAUCAGAUAAAAAGGCAGAUGAUGUUGAAAAUGAAACUUAAAAAAGUGCAUAAAAACAACUACCAGGUGGUGGAUUCCUUACCUGAUGACUCAUCACAGUGUCUAUUUAAGUGCUGGUUUUGUGGGCGGCUGUAUGAAGACCAGGAGGAGUGGAUGAGUCAUGGCCAACGGCAUUUGAUAGAGGCAACCAGAGAUUGGGAUGUUCUUUCUUCCAAGGGCAAAUAAGUAAAAAACGGUCUUUGAAGCAAAUUGUUUUUCUUACUUUUAGUUUAUUCUAGUUUGUUUGUCCCCCCCCCCCCCCCCCCCGCCCUGACUCAGUAGGAGAAAUACAGAUUGUAGGAAUGGGAGGACCGCUCAUUCUUCAGAAACCUUGUAGGAAUGUUGAGAGCCAGGAGUCUUAACCUGAGAUAAGAGACCGGACCUUGGAAGGUAUUUGAAGCCCCUGAAAUAGUAUGCACAAAUCUAUACACACAUUUUUCUGGAGAGAAGUGAAACUUCCAGAUUUCCAAUGGGAUCUGAGACUUUUCUUUGUUUAGCACCCCUUUUUUCUGAGUAGGUACAAAUUUUCUGUGAUCUAUUCAGAGGGGCAAGUUUAGAGUGUUUUACACAUUGCAUACAAAAUGCUACUGAGGAAUCAAACCCUAUCUUGGUGUGCACAUCCGUUUUUUUCUGCAUUAACUCGUGCUGCAUAUUUGGUACAUAAUGGAAAUUAUACUUUCUACUUUGUUAUCUUAAAUUUGGUUAUAGAAAAGUGGCUAUUCUUUGAAAUUCCUCACCCACUCGGCAGUACUCAGAAUUGUUGUCUUUAGCACAGAGCAUUGUGGUUUUGUUGGCCACUUUAAGAAUGAUUCCAAGGGUUUGCCUGAGCCGUAGAUGUUAGGGGAGGAAAGAAACAUUUUUAAACCUUUGCUUUCUAUUUGAAUGUCCUGAUUUAUGACAGUUGGGGAGGAAAUGUGCCUUUAAAAAA